Molecule: messenger RNA, 2188 nt
Organism: Brassica napus (rape)
Lineage: Eukaryota; Viridiplantae; Streptophyta; Magnoliopsida; Brassicales; Brassicaceae
Exons: 4
Coding region: 411-1997 (528 amino acids)
Source: RefSeq, a predicted model, not a curated record
ACCAUAAUAGAAUCUGAGAGAGAGAGAAAAAAAGCCAGAGACAGAGAGAGAGAAAGAGAGUUGGCCCAGCGGAUCGAAGAAGAAGACGGCUUGAGAGAUUUCUUCUUUCUUGGAGUAUUGAUUAUUUGGCAGUCUCUCUUCUCUUAUUUUAUAAAUGAGUCUUUUGGAUAAAAAUAAAAUUCGCUAUUAAUUUUUUUUUAGAGGUGAUCUCGGGAGAACAUUGUUUUUUAUUUUUAUUGUUCAUUUCUCGAUUAUUAUUAGUCUGACCGGCGAUAUAGGAAUGAGUGUUUAUUUUAUCAUCAACGAUUAAAGAUUUGUUUUUUUUUUCUCUGUUCAAAGUGCGAUCGGAUGAUGUGGUGGGUCUGAGAUUCAUCAUAUAUGAGAGAGAUUUCAUAAAAACAAACAAUGCGAUGCCGUUUUUAAGAACCAGAGUUGAGAGGAAUUUGGUGGAUGAAGAAGUAAAGGGAAAUAACUCAACUGACGAUAUGAAUUUGAGUGAUCAUAAUACAUCAUCUGAGAAUGCAACUAAAAGACAGCUUCCUGUGUUUCUCUUACCAAACUCAACUUCACAAGCUUGCAACGCUAGUCCUGUUAAGGCCAGGAGAAAAAUGAUUGACCUUCAACUCCCUGCACACGAGUAUCUUGAUACGGAUGAGAACGAUGAGAUUACAAUCUGCGCUCCGUAUAAACGCUCCAAAUCUGGAAGAGGGGAUGAUGCUUCUCACCACAUCAACUCUUCAGGAUCUUGCUUGGAUGUGAAGAGCUCUAAUGGCUUAUUAGCUGACUUGAAUGAGCCACUCACAUUGCAAGGUUCAGAACCUGUGCCUCACAAUGCAGAUGUUGAAGGGCAGUCUAGUCAAAAUGGAUUGAUGGUCCUUGACGCAGGGCGUGGCGGGAGCACUCAGAGUCAGAGAGACCUGCAUAUACCUUCCCGUUCUGACAAUGCAGUUCAACCUCAGAGGCAGAGCUAUCCUCCGACUGAUUAUAGCAAUGCAACAUUCUCCCGGGAAAGAGCACAUCGUGAGAUGGAAGCUCGUUCAGUGAACCCUCAAGCUUCUUAUGAUAGCUACGUGGAAUCAACUGUGGCAUCAUCUAACGCUCCAAGAUUACACAAUGACUACCGCCCUGACUUUAUCAGACCAUGGAGCCAUCUGUCUUCACCAUGGAAGAAUCCUAGGUGCAUCACUGAUCAACAUAAGGAAGUGAACCACUUGUUAAAGCGAGACUUCGAUAUCAACUUGCCAUGUGAUGAUGCCUCGGUUGCUAAAGCCUUUUGUCUUAAAAAGGAAGGAGAGAACAAAGCUGCCAACGUAAGACACUGCUUUGAUCUAAAUGCAUGUGCUAGUGAGGAUGAUGACGUUUCAGGCUUACAUUCUAGUCUAAGAGUGAAAACAAAAGGAACUUUUUCGGUAGAUUUGGAAGCUCCCCCAACUCUCCAGAGUGCAGAAGAAGAAGAUGGAGAUAGCUCGCAGGAUGAACUCAUCAAGGGAGCAGCAGAAGCAAUAGUCGCCAUUUCAUUGCCUGAUCAUCCUGAUGACGCAGCUUCUUAUUCUUCAACUGAUGUCGCUUCCAAAAGUCAGCUCUCUUGGUUCGCAGACAUUAUCACUUCUUGUGGUGAUGAGUUAGAAAGAAAGAUUGAUGGUUCUCCACAAGAGUAUUCUUCUGGGGAGAUUGACUACUUUGAAGCCAUGACACUGAGUUUACAACCAACCAAGGAAGAAGACUACAUGCCAGAGCCAUUAGUCCCUGAGAAUAUGAGCUUCGAAGGUACGGGCUUGAACAAGCCAAGAAGAGGAAAAGCAAGAAGAGGAAGACCGAAGAGGGGGGAUUUCCAGAGAGAUACUCUCCCUGGACUCUCCUCUCUAUCAAGGCACGAAGUCGCUGAAGAUAUACAGUUGUUUGGUGGGCUUAUGAGACUAAGGGCUACAGGAUGGGGAAAAGCAACAAGAAGACCGAGGAGACAAAGGUGCCCUCCUGCAACUGUCAUCUUAACAUGAUAGUUUCAUGAAACAAUCAGAACUUCACAAACCUUGAAACAUUACAAAGACUACAAUUAGUAUUACAAUACAUUGAUGUUAUUGAAUGUCAACGACUUUUGCUGGUUAUACAAAAGAUACAUCUGUUUAUUAUUGCAACUGCUUGACGCCAAGGUACAGUAUACCUUUUUCUACCAAUCAUUGUUCUAAUA